GUGAUUGCUCAGUUCUUGGCUGCCCUAGUCACAACCCAGGAGUGUCCAAGAGAAACCAGGAGGAAAAGACUGCUUCUAAGCAAUUAUGAGGAAGGUGCUGGGAUUCCUUUUCCUGCUUCUCAUCCAAAGACAAUGCUGCUUUGGUUGUGCUGUGAGUGAGGAACAGCGUCCCCAGGUGACUUCUCUGCUCAACAAGAUGAUCCAAUCAGCUACUGCUCCAGAAGCCCUGCCGAACCCCAGCGUCUUAUUGGCUCUUCAGCUAGCUCAGAAUCACAGCAACAGCACUAAGCACAUCCUGCUUCAGAGGAUUGCCCAGGAUGCAGUAGACAGGUUUCAAAAUGGGAAACCUUUCUCUUCAGGCCAGAUAGCCCUGUAUGCUCUGGCUCACCAGGCUUCUUGCUCUGAUCCCCGAAAAGUAUCUGCCCAAGGAACCACUCUUGAUCUGGUGCAACUCUUGGAAAAGAAGUUUGAGAUGGAACUGGAGAAUAUCAAAAGCACUGGCAAUCCCCUGAGCAACUAUUACCAGCUUGGUUUGUGUGUUCUCACCCUCUGCCAACUUCAGGGCAGCUUCUCAGUCAGUAAGGCAGCAGACUUGUUCACUCCAGACCAAAAAAAGUAUUACCUUGGUGGCCAUUUCUCUGUAGACACAGCAUCACUAGCAGUCCUUGCCCAGAUCUGCAUACAAACCAGUGAUAACUCCACACUGCCUGAGACAAAUAUAAUAACAGCAAAUAUACAGUGGCUGCUGAACAAUACCCUGGAGCAGAAAAGAAGUGAUGGAGUGAUCGGGAACAUGUACAGCACUGGGGAGGCCAUGCAGGCACUGUCUGUGGCCAGUGAUUAUAUCACUCCUGGAUCAUGGAAUUGUAGCGAGACUUUGGACAAGGUUGUAAGUGAGAUACCUAAAGGCACUUUUGAUAAUCCCAUGGCUGCUGCCCAGCUCCUUCCUGCCUUGAUGGGUCAGACAUACCUUGAUGUAAGCACAGUCAACUGCUCUAUAGAAAAAGAUGAUCUCAUUCUGACUGUUCUACCAGCCAUUUCAUCCAACACUCAUCACCAGUCCAGCAACCUUAUUAAAGUCAAAUACAUGGUCACUGACAGUGUGAGCAACACCUUCACUGAUUCUACGACAGUCUCUGUCCCAAAGGGCUCAGUCUUACUCAGGGUCAUGGAGGCUGCACAGGAAAAUGACCCAAAGAGAUUCAGAUUUACGUAUGCAAAUAGAACCUGGGGCCCAUAUAUCACCUCUGUGCGAGGCCUGAUGGCUGACAACAGCAAGCGGACCUACUGGCAGCUCUUGAGUGGAGAAACUCCCUUGAGCAAAGGUGCUGGGGAAUAUGUUGUGUCAGAUGAAGAGAACAUGGUGGUAAAAUUCACCACUUACUGACAUCUGCAGUUAUCUGGUUUAAGAUACGGCCACUGUCUGUGUCUGACACUUUUUAGACUGCUGCCUUCCAUUUUCUAUAAUCACAAUCCCUACAUCAUGGGAUAUUUGCUACUGGGAUGUAAUGAAGUAGCAUUCAUAUCACAGUGAUAAUUGUCCUCCUUCUGUGUGUCUUCCCUUCCUGCUGCCUCUCCCACAAACUCUCAGCCCCACCAUUAUGCUUGUCUUUGGCUUUUUUCUUUAAUAUUAAGUCUGAGAAGAAGUGCUGGUGAAUGUGGAAGUUUGAUCACUACUUAUAGUUCAGAAACUACCUAAUAGUUUCUGAAGCCACACAAGAGUUUUUUUGAGCUGUUGUAAGAUGAACUCAUUCACAAGUGAGUUCAGGGCUGUGUGUUCCAAGUACUUAAUAUUGUGUACUCCGCACAAAAAUUUGUUCAUACAUAAGCGCCUACCAUAUAUUGACUCAAUAAAGGAAGCCGUGGCCUUCA
Molecule: messenger RNA, 1872 nt
Organism: Sphaerodactylus townsendi
Lineage: Eukaryota; Metazoa; Chordata; Lepidosauria; Squamata; Sphaerodactylidae
Product: transcobalamin-1-like
Exons: 9
Coding region: 86-1387 (433 amino acids)
Biological process (GO): cobalamin transport
Molecular function (GO): cobalamin binding
Source: RefSeq, a predicted model, not a curated record